CCGCUGUUAACACACUGGUAGGUAGUGCGCAGCAGUAAAGGCCUCCGUGCACGCGGGUCGUAGUGAACAUACAACAGGUGUCCCGCGAUCUCGGCGCUCUCCUGCGCGGUACCGGUUCGACGGUUUUCCAUUUUGCUCUCUCGGUGUUUAUACUCCCCGUCGCCUUUCACUCCGGAACGGAGUGUGCGAGAGCAGCGGAGGUAUACGAGAGCGAGGCGAGCGUGAACGCGAGCGAGCGAGCAAGCGAAGCGCGUGUGGUGAACUCGAAGCGUGUAAGGAUCGGCGUAACAUGAUGUCGGAGACCGUGGUGACGAUGGACGGCUCCAGCAACAACACCAGCAACAAUCCGCGCCAAGUGCCAACGGUGAAGACGGAACCGGGUCAGCCGAAUCCCCUGGCCGGUAUCCGAUUAAACGCGCUUUAUUUCAAGACUAUACCCGGCAUCAUCAAACUGGUGCAGCUGGGUCUGGGAAUAAUAUGCAUGGCAUGCGCAUCCCCGGCGUAUAUUGGUGCGACGCACUGGUUUCUCUUUGUUGUGGUAAUGUCUUUCAUAUCCACACUUAUAUGGUGCGCCGUUUACUUCUUGUCUCUGCGAGAGACACUCAAAAUACCCAUUAACUGGAUUCUAACUGAACUACUAAAUACGGCCAUUAAAACCGUGCUUUACAUGAUCGCAUUCAUUGCCCAACUGUCGGCUUGGACUGCGCUUAGAAAUUCAUCAUCGCACAUUGCUGCUGGGAUAUUCGGUAUUUUCAAUACUCUUGCGUAUGCCGCCGGAACUUAUUUUCUGUACAUUGAGUGGAAGAGCACUAACACGCAGUGAGAGAGCACUCAUCGCAAAGAAGAAGCCAAGGUACCUGAAGAGCAUACAACAACAACAACAACAGAAUUGCCGCGACCAGGCUCGUGACUUCUCAGCGUCCGUCCAAGGAGAUUUUGGCAUGGAUCCCAAGAUCAUGCUCGACAAGAAAGUGAGCGCUGGGAGAGACGGUUCGAAACUAGUCCGGCGUAAAUCCUCUUCGUGUGUAGCUUAAAAGAAAGACUUUGUACCUUACGUGCCUUAUGAUUAAGUUACUUCGCGAUCGUCGUCGUUCGAGCAAAAUACGCUGCCGUGUUUCGAAGAAAAAGCCAAAAGUCGCACGAAAAGAUCACAUUCAGAUAUUAUAUUGUGUAUUUAAAGAGACAAUAAUAUGUUACUCUCGUAAGUAUACGCAACGUGCCGUUGAACUGAAACCUAUAAUCUUAUGCGGCCUUUUUGUACAAGAAACAUAAUGAAAACACUGAAAUUGCACUGAAAUAAUUUCUUUCCAAAUUACUCCAGUAAUUGAAGUAUCAGUGCACUUUUAUUUGAACAAAUUACAAUGCUGCGAUUCUAGGCAAAAUUGUAAGACUCGUAAAAACUUGCGAAUCGAAACUGCAAUUCUACGCGUACUUUUGUUUUACGAUCAUUCGCAAAUAUCUCCUGAGUCUUGCUGUUAACAAUAUGGUUCGUGAAUCUACACGUAACUCUCAAUGAGAGUUCAAUGUACAAAUGUGAAGUUCAUCGCUCAUAGUAAUUAUGAACAUAAAGGCGCAAAAUCGUUUACGUAGACCUAUUACUCAGUUUGUUACGAUUGCCUUGAAAGUUUUACGAUUUUAUGAUUUAUUAUUUAUGCAUUGCUUAGAAUUUCAGCAUUUUAACUUUAACUGAUCACGGUUGAUCGUGGAAACAAAUAUGUUAAUUUACUUAGAAUUUAUACAUGAGAAAGUCAUGAUUAUUUAAUUAUAUAUAUAUAUUAUAUAUCUUUCCAAAAUAUCUCUUUGUUUAAUCUUAUGAGACUGUUAUUAUUUCAUUUGUACUUUAUUUCUUCAAUCACACAUAGUUUCGGAAGACGACGAGAUAAGUAUCUAGUGUUAAGAGACGUCGAUGCGCGAUAAGUUUGUGAGGGAUUUAAUAUCAUUUUUUUACAACAACACUUUGAAGAAUGUAGACAUUUAGUUUUCAAAAUAUUAACAAAGUUCUUGGGAUGUCACAUUUCCAUUUUCUCUUGUAUCAUUUGAUGCUCAGUGUUUUAAUCGAAAUUACUUCUUAAGAUCACACUAAACGAUUAUCUAUACGCUGAUCAAUUUCGGGCCAACAUUAGUUUACAAAACUUUUGGCGGUUCCAACGGAAUAACUUUUCGUGCAUCUGACGAACACGUGCGAGCGUAAAAUGUCAUUUUUUUAAUUGUACCUUUGCGCACUUCCGUGAAAGAUUUUAUUUAUAUACACGUGUAUUUCUUUAUAU
Pseudomyrmex gracilis is the source of this 2267-nucleotide messenger RNA. RefSeq names its product CKLF-like MARVEL transmembrane domain-containing protein 8. The coding region runs from base 290 to 823 and encodes 177 amino acids. The transcript has 4 exons. Lineage: Eukaryota; Metazoa; Arthropoda; Insecta; Hymenoptera; Formicidae. Gene Ontology annotation, cellular component: membrane. The record is from RefSeq and is a predicted model, not a curated record.